Molecule: messenger RNA, 3065 nt
Organism: Linum trigynum
Lineage: Eukaryota; Viridiplantae; Streptophyta; Magnoliopsida; Malpighiales; Linaceae
Source: the annotation of a GenBank genome assembly
UUCGCUACCAAUUUCAUUAGAAAGGUGAGGUACAUGUUGUUCAAGAGCAAUGCAUUCAAAAUCGCACUUUGACACUUCAAAGUUUAUACUUUUACACUUCUAGAAAAUCAGAAUGCUUCUACGUAGAAUCGAGCUUUUAACUUACAAUUGUAGUCAAAAUCUAUGCUUUAAAGCUUACUUUUUCUUACGCUUUAGCUCACCAAAAUGUUUCUACAUUGAAUCACGAUUUGACUGCCUUGGUUAAGAGGAAUUAUAACUUCUCGGCCAUUAGCUCCCUCCUCCUAACACUUGGAUUUGUCCCAAAGAAAUUGCUGUAAUCUUUAAAUCUAGGUGGGCGAAAACCCUAUGUAGAAGGCUACAAAAGAAUCAGUGUCAGUUUGUUUUCUGUUGCCGACUAAUGGGAGACAAAUCGUGACACGGUGUUUGGUUGGUAGAAGUAGAACAGAGACAAAACGCUGACAGAACAGAGCAAAGAGUUUUAACUCAUGAAAGCAGAACCAAUAUACAAUUCAUGGAGCAUCAUUGGAUAUGGAACAAAGAAGGGUGGCGUGGCCCGGACGAACACUGAUAGAAAAAACUCGCAAUUUUGAUUAAACGUUCAAAGAUGGACACUCUGUUUUCCCUAAGAGCUGCCAGCUGCUCUGUUUUCUUGUUUGGGGUUUAGCAGUUGGAGCUUAUGGAAUGGACAUUUGUCUUUCUUACUUAUGGAAUGGAGAGCCGGUUGCCGAAGGAGAAGAUCGUGGUGGUGGGAAUGCUAUUGAGUCUGGUCAAUUUCCCACCAGACUGUGAUCUGCUGGAAUGGAAAUCGACUAAAGCAAUAGAUCAGAACUUGGACUGAACAAAACUGGCAGUUUUUGUUUUCACGAUGUUGUUUGUGUUUCGUGCUCGAUAAGUUUGUGUUAACCGGUUGAUUUGUAUAGACGUAUCUUCACCCCUUUUCAAGUGACUUACAUUCGAUGAUCAUGCCUCGUGUGCAUUGAUGAAUCUCGUUCGGGUUGAAUUUUGUACAUUAGUUGCUCCAAGAAGGACAAAUCUUCUUUGUAAAUAUUUCUUGAAAGUUCGGCACAUCACGAUUGUGAUAAUGGUGAGAUUUUAUUAAAAACGGUGUAUUUUGGCUUGUUUUGUUUCAAUUGUUGAAAUUCAAAGACACUUGGCAUCAAUGGAUAUGGCAUUGGCACUUUGCAGUCGUUGGAUGGACGCAGUGACAAUCUUUUAUAAAAUUACCUUCACAUCCGUCCAACGAGGACUAGGAAGCAGCCGUGACCAAUCCAACUUCCUCCAAUUGGUGUCAUGGCAGCAACCAUAUCAAAAUCUUUGCGAUUUGCGGUUACCUGAAAAUUGAAUGUUACAAUUAACCACAUUCAAUCGAAUAACCCAUUGAUCAUUCUUUUUGGUUAGGGUUACUUAAGAACGGGGGCACUAGGGUUUCGGAUUCUUUAAUAUUUGCAAUUUGUUGUUUUGAGGUUCGAUUUACAAUUACACUGAAAAAUUACUCAAAACUAGACCUAAAAUCAUUCUAGCCUUUCAUUUUGGUGUUAUCGAUUAACCAUUAACCAUAUAAUUCAGUUACAGUUUUGGUUAAACCGCAGAACCGCAACCACACUUUGAAGCCAAAUAGUCGGGUUGCAAAAACAGGACUAUUGUCAAUUGUCAUGGCUAGAUAUUUUGCCUCAAAUUAUAAAGUAGAGUGACAAAUGGGAUAAUUUACCAAACACUCUCUGCCAUGAAGCAUGCGUGUAAGCUACUAUGAGUCAAUGAGAGAUGGAUAAUCAAUUGAUUAACUAAUACAACACAAAUAAUUAUAAUCACGAUUCUUCUCUUCCUCUUGGCAGCAGUCUCUUGAUUUUCCUGGGAAAUUAAGCACUCGACCACUGCUUUUUCCUGCACCCAAAACAUUACGCCGUAACCCAACUCGCCGGACCGCCCGACUUUACCAUGGCACCUCCACACGGCGGCGGAUCAGACGCUGCAGCAGGGGAAGCCGUCGCUGCUCCAGUUGACCAGCAACAACAGCGUCCUAUUUCUUCCAUCCUUAUAAUCAUCGCUAUGCAAACUGAAGCGACGCCUUUAGUCAACAAGUUCCAGCUCAAGGAGGACCUUGAUUCUGUGUUUCCAAAAGGUGCUCCCUGGGUCAGGUACUAUGGUACAUACAAGGAUCUGCAAAUCAAUUUAGUAUGGCCUGGAAAAGAUUCCACCCUUGGUGUUGAUUGUGUCGGCACAGUUUCUGCAGCUCUUGUGGCCUAUGCUGCAGUUCAAGCUCUAAAUCCUGACUUAAUCAUUAAUGCGGGCACAGCAGGCGGCUUCAAGGCAAAAGGUGCUGGUGUUGGGGAUGUAUAUCUGAUAUCUGGUGUUGCUUUUCAUGACCGGAGAAUUCCCAUUCCUGUUUUUGAUCUAUAUGGACUAGGUUCAAGGAAGCCCUGUUCGACGCCCAAUAUAGUAAAAGACCUUAACUUAAAGAUUGGUAAACUUUCCACCGGAGAUUCUCUGGACAUGUCGCCUCAGGACGAGGCAUCAAUCACUGCAAACGAUGCUGCAGUGAAAGAUAUGGAGGGUGCAGCUGUUGCCUAUGUAGCCGAGAUGUUGCAAGUCCCUACGAUAUUCAUCAAAGCCGUGACUGACAUUGUCGAUGGCAACAAGCCGACUACCGAGGAAUUCCUGCAGAAUCUAGCAGCAGUAACUGUUGCACUUGAUGAGUCAGUCACCCAAGUAGUUGAUUACAUCAAUGGGAAGUGUCUUUGUGAACUUUGAAACUUUGAUGUCUCACAGAAGAUCAUUCAAGGUCGAGUGUCGUUAAGCUUUCUACGCUUGCAAUUAUACUGGGUUUUGAUGUAUGCUCAUUGUUAGGUCAUGUUUGUUACUGAUGCCAAUAACUUAGACCUCCUGUUGUUGAGAACAGUUUACUUAGAAAAAUAUAACCUUUCACACAAGAAGUACCUAAUCUCCACCCACAGCUUUCAAACAUAACCCGCAUGAAUGCCCUACUUCUCUUCCACUGGUUUUAUAUAACAGCCAGCAAGUUGCAAGCUUUCCAUACCCUUCCAUGUAAAUCAAAUUCCAUGAUGCUU